Messenger RNA from Brassica napus (rape), 1032 nucleotides. Its product is annotated as protein FATTY ACID EXPORT 1, chloroplastic-like. Lineage: Eukaryota; Viridiplantae; Streptophyta; Magnoliopsida; Brassicales; Brassicaceae. Bases 575 to 934 code for a protein of 119 amino acids. The record is from RefSeq and is a predicted model, not a curated record. The transcript is spliced from 4 exons. Gene Ontology annotation, cellular component: membrane.
AUAAUGAUUAAUAUUCCUAUUUAAUGCAUUAUAUUUUACAUAAAUUAUCAUAAUAUAAAAAUGAUCAAUUUAUUUCUCUUUCUAUAAUUUCAACAAUUAGUUACCAUAAGCUAACUAUAAUUUCAACAAUUAGUUACAUAAAUCAUUAUUUAUAAUAUUAUUAUGUAAUAUUAUUUAAAAGUAAGCAAAAUUGUUAAUAAAAUUUCAGCAAUUAGUCACCUAUGAUCGACACGUAAACAAAAUUCACUAAAGUGUUCAAAAUACAGACAUAAGUAACUAAUUAUUACAAAUAAUGAUUUAUGGUAACUAAUUGUUGAAAGUUAUAGAAAGAGAAAUAAAUUGAUGAUUUUUUAUAUUUAAAAUACAUAAAAUAAUAAACGACAAACCGUUUAUAUAAAUCAAUAUAAUGAUUUUAUAUUCUUAUUUAAGAGCCGCGAAGAUCUAUGACUUCUGUUUUGGCAUUCCUUAUGGUACCUUGUCAUUUUCAGAGCUCAAUUUUUGAGAUCUUAGCAUUGUGAAGCUUCCCAUUGCAAUAUCAUAUGAGGGAGUGUUUAUUAUCAGGUGUGGUCUUGUUAUGAGUGGAGGGCUGCUUGGAUUUGCGUUUUCACGGAACCUUACAAGUUUAAGUACUGGGGUUCGCUAUGGUGGUGCCCUUCUAGCUCUUAGUACAUUGAGCAUGAAGAUUUGGCGACAGGGAAAAUCUAGUUUCCCUUACAUACUAGGUCAAGCAGUGCUUUCAGCUGUUGUCUUCUGGAAGAACUUCACAACUUAUUCUAUGACUAAGAAGCUGUUUCCUGCUGGACUUUUUGCUGUGGUUAGUGCUGCCAUGUUGUGUUUCUAUUCGUAUGUGGUGCUCUCUGGAGGAAACCCACCUCCAAAGAAACUGAAACCAUCUGCUAGUCCUUCAUACCGAAGAAACUUCCAUAAGUUAUAGAUUUAAAUUGAAAUAGAGAUCUCUUUUUUAACGACUCUGAUGUGUUGGAUUCAUGGUGUAAUUUUAUAAUUUUCAGAGGUAACACUUGUGACAUGUUC